Messenger RNA from Trypanosoma cruzi, 1587 nucleotides. RefSeq lists its product as uncharacterized. The record is from RefSeq and is a predicted model, not a curated record. Gene Ontology annotation, biological process: microtubule cytoskeleton organization; cortical cytoskeleton organization; regulation of dephosphorylation. NCBI's taxonomy places the organism in Eukaryota, Euglenozoa, Kinetoplastea, Trypanosomatida, Trypanosomatidae. The coding region runs from base 1 to 1587 and encodes 528 amino acids. The transcript has a single exon. Gene Ontology annotation, cellular component: centrosome; spindle.
AUGCCGUCGUUUUUUCCUUCUAUGCCUCCCUGCGAUAGAGCGGCGAUGCUGACGGUUUGCGAGGCGCGACGACAGUACCUUGCCGCUCAUGUUACGCAGUUAUACGCCAAUACCAAUCCGGCCGAGCUCUGGAGCAGCAUCGUGAAGUACAGAGAGCGAAACAGCACCGAGUUGCUCGAUACAGUAAAUUCUUACGAUGAGCUACGGUUAUCCUACAGUGGGUAUAGGAAGGUCGUGUACAGCCUUGUUUUUCGCGUUUCGCCUGAGGAGGAAAAACAGGCGUCUGUAGAGGAGCGAGAGUCCCGCAAAAAGCUUUACUUUAACCACCCCUUUCUUUCACCGGCAACUUUCCUCGCUUUCCCACGAGCCGAGGACGGAACGAUUCCCGCUGUUCCCAUGUAUGCCUUUGCCGCGAAGCGUCUUCUGCUAUACAGAAUGCGGGUGGAACUGGAGUUGGUGGCAAGAGUUUUACCGCCAUCCCUUCAAGAUCCCGCCACGAGGGUUACCCAUCGUUUGUUGUGUCCCCCGAGUUCAUCCUCGCCACUUUCAAACGGGCUUACACAGGAGGAUAUUGAGGCGUUUUUAUACGAUUUGCUUCCCAACUUGCGGCUGGUUCGCGAUAUGCCGCCCUGGAUGCAGCCGUACUAUCUUUGCCAUGCCUCUAGGAAGUUUAUGUUCAUGUGUGACACAAGACGCACGGGAGCGAUAUCUAUUGAAAGCAUGAUGAAAAGCGAUGUCUUCUCGGAACUUUUAAGGGUGUUUGAGAGUGAUGCGAACGAUGCCAUUGUGGUCUUCACAAAAGGGUGUACAGUUGACGUGGCUGCGUCACUCGUGACUGCCGAUGCGGCGGAGGAUGACACGAUUCCGGCCCUUGUGCUUUUCCAUGAGGGAGAGGGUAAUAACCAAGACGACAUGUAUAUUGUGAAGACGUUGACAGAUGGCGUAGUUUUGGAAGUCCGACGCGGCCAGUUGUACUGGAACUCUGGAUCAACGGAAUUUCUUCAACCAGACGUACUUUGCAUGGACAACUGGUUUUCCCUGGCACUUAUGGCUCGCAUUUACGAGCACUUUACGAGUCUAGACAUUGACGGUGAUGGUGUCCUCACGGUGGAUGAGCUUUCCCGCUAUAGUGACGGCAGCUUCACGCGGCUGGUGAUUGAGCGGGCCUUUGAGUGUCACGUUCCGCACAGCGGCAAGCGACACAUUAUGGAUUACAAGACCUACUUGGACUUUGUCAUUGCGACAGAGCACGCCGCGACUCUCCCUGCGAUGAAAUACAUUUGGAGCAUACUUGAUCUUGAGGAGAACAGGAAGUUUGUGACGGUUGAAACACUGCGGUGCUUCUGCAAGGCGAUUGCAAACGAACUUAUUGCAAACGGCCUCAUGACAGACAUUUCUGCGCAGUCGAUUCUUUCAGAGGUGAUAGACAUGAUUAAUCCAAAGUGGCAUGAAUGGGUCGAGCUGGAUGAUAUCGUGCGUUCAGGCCAUCAAGCGACGGUCCUUCCAAUAUUGCUGAGCUAUCGCAACUUCUACGCAUACGAUUGCCGCGAACAGACAGCCGCCGCGGCCAAUGACGAGUACGCAUGA